CCACGUUGACUGUACUGUGUGUGACGACGUUUGAGAAAGUUUCGUGUAGGAUUUCUCUUGGAAGCAGGACCUUUAUUAUCUGAGGUUAUGAGUGUUGGCUUCAUAGGGGCGGGUCAGCUGACCCAUGCCCUGGUCAGGGGCUUCACAGCAGCAGGCGUGAUCGCCUCUCACAGAAUCACUGCCAGCUCCCCAGACACCGACCUCCCCACAGUACAAGGACUGAGAAAAUUGGGUGUAAAUUUCACGACCAGCAACAAAGAGACGGUGAACAAGAGUGAUGUCCUCUUCCUGGCGGUGAAGCCUCACAUCAUUCCCUUUGUGCUCGACGAAAUCGGAACAGACAUCGAAGAUCGUCACCUCAUCGUGUCCUGUGCAGCCGGUGUCACCAUCAGCUCCAUCGAGAAGAAGCUUCAACAGUACCACACUGAUCCAAAAGUGAUGCGCUGCAUGACCAACACUCCAGUGGUGGUUCGGGAGGGAGCCACCGUAUAUGCCACCGGCACACACGCGGAGGUGGAGGAUGGGAAACUUCUGGAGCAGCUGAUGGCCAGCGUGGGGUACUGCACCGAGGUGGAGGAAGACCUGAUCGAUGCUGUCACUGGACUGAGUGGCAGUGGCCCGGCUUACGUGUUCACAGCUGUGGAUGCUCUCGCUGAUGGAGGGGUGAAGAUGGGUCUGCCCCGACGACUGGCUGUGCGCCUCGGAGCCCAGGCUCUCCUGGGCGCCGCUCGAAUGCUGCUGGACUCGGAGCAGCACCCCGGGCAGCUCAAGGACAAUGUGUGCUCACCGGGGGGAGCCACUAUUCACGCCCUGCACGUCAUGGAGAGCGGCGGCUUCCGAAGCCUCUUGAUCAACGCUGUGGAGGCGUCCUGUGUCAGGACAAGGGAGCUCCAGUUUUUAGCAGACCAAGAGAAGAUCGGGGUCCGAUCUGGAGGGAUCAGUCUUUUUAACAGUGGCAAUCCAAGGACCAAGAAGCACUGA
Molecule: messenger RNA, 981 nt
Organism: Synchiropus splendidus (mandarinfish)
Lineage: Eukaryota; Metazoa; Chordata; Actinopteri; Syngnathiformes; Callionymidae
Product: pyrroline-5-carboxylate reductase 2-like
Exons: 8
Coding region: 88-981 (297 amino acids)
Biological process (GO): L-proline biosynthetic process
Molecular function (GO): pyrroline-5-carboxylate reductase activity
Source: RefSeq, a predicted model, not a curated record